GCAAUCCACAAAGCUGCGGACAAACCACCAGUCCGUGGAGGAGAGCGACGAAGCAACGGGAAACUCCGCCACCGCCACGGGAUAGAGAGAUCGAGACACCAGGGCGGCCGCCGGCCACACGACACAGGUAAGGCAAGGAGAUGGUGCAGAAGGAGCUGCAGCAGGCAUGGUGGUUCGACGGCCACAACCUCGCAAAGCCAUCCCCGUGGCUCGGCCACACUCUUUCAGAGCUAGAUGACAAGACCAAGCAGAUGCUCAAGCUGAUCGACCAAGAUGCAGACUCGUUUGCUCAACGUGCUGAAAUGUAUUACAAGAAGCGCCCUGUCCUGGUGGACAUGCUGGGUGACCUGUAUCGAGCGCACCGCUCACUGGCCGAGCAGUAUGACACGCUGAAGCAUAGCUGCAGCACGCGUCGCUCAAUGCUUACUCCAUCUCCCAGCACAAAGAGCUGGUCUCCUUCAUCCAUGGAUGGCAAGGCAACAGGAAGUUCUUCAUCCAACUCUCUUUGCUCUGACUCCUAUGACUCGGAGUCUGAAGUUGAUGACCCUGAAGAACACCCAGAAGAAGAACAUGAUGAGAAGGUAUCUGAAGGUGAAAUAGAAGCAGAAAAGGACCAGCCAGACCCAGAAGCAGAGCUCAUGCGUGCGGAGAUCAAGAGGCUCACUGAGCAGAAUUCAGAGCUGCAGAAGGCGAUUGAAGAUAACAAGGCAGCUCAACAGGCAGAGCUCGCCGUCAAGGACGAGGAGAAGAGGGAGGUCAUCAGGCAACUCGCGUCGUCGAUCCACAUCGUGAAGCAGGAGAAUUACACCUUGCGCGAGUGCAUCAAAAGCUCAAAGCAGCACCAGCCCACCGCGCCUUCGUCCCGUGGUUUUGAUCUCAAGAAGCUGACCAAGGAUCUGUUCUCCGCGAAACUGUUCACGGCGCACUGCAGGCCUUCAGGACCCCUGGUUGCUCUGUGAGUUUUAGGUUUCACAGAAUUCAGCAUGGUUAAGAGAGAAGAAACUGCAUGCACUCUCUCCCCCUCUUGGCAUCUAGGUCCAUGGAAAAGAAUUUCUUGUAGCUCAUGUGCAUAUAGGAUGGAUUUCUUUUGUCCCUGUCUGCUUCCAUCCAUCCUUGUUCAGGUUUAGCUAGUAGAGAGCGCGGCUCAGUUUAACUAUGUUGCUGCUAAGUAUGCUAUAGCCAUGUUUCGUCUGUACUUACAGUAGUAGUGGUAGGAUAGCCAUAUGAAUGUUUGUCUGAUCGCUUAAUUAUAGUAAAAAUAUAUUAUUUUUGUCAA
This is a messenger RNA of Lolium rigidum, 1276 nucleotides long. RefSeq names its product protein NETWORKED 3C-like. Gene Ontology annotation, molecular function: actin binding. The transcript has 3 exons. The record is from RefSeq and is a predicted model, not a curated record. Bases 141 to 959 code for a protein of 272 amino acids. Lineage: Eukaryota; Viridiplantae; Streptophyta; Magnoliopsida; Poales; Poaceae.